CAAUAAAAGAGGGGCAUUCAAGCAUGCAUGGCCUUGAUUCAAGUCCCUGAGAAAACACCGACCCUCAGAUUUUCCUCUCCUCCCCAAGCCAUGAAGCUAGGCGUGGCGUCACCGGCGGGCGUGUGGGUGGUGGUGGUGGUCGUGCUGCUGGGCGUGGGCGUCGAGCAGCCGCCGGGUACGGAGGGGGCUGCGGCGCCACACGGCUGCUGCCGCCGAGGACGCUUCGCCGCCGUGGCUUUGGGCUUCAUCGGGGGGUUCGUGGUCGGACGCCACGGCGGGCACCACCACGGCGGGUGCGGGGGCUGUGGGGGCGGCUGCGGCGGCUGUUAUGGCGGUUGCGGGUGGUGCGGCGGCGGCCACUACGGCAGGAAGAGGAGGAGUCUGGACGAGGCGAUGGGCAAGGAGAAGCUCGAGGAUCUCUACGGACAGAUCGCCGCCAAGGACAAGGACCAGUGUGGGCUGCGGCUGGUGUGUGAACUGGCGCAGAAGGACCAGCUCGACCUGACUGACAGCGAGGUCACCAUCCUGCUGCCCUUCUGGGGUCGCGAGGAGAGUGACGAGCAGAGCUUCUACGGGCGGUACGACAAGGCGGUGUGGCACGGGCAGCAGGAGGACCCUGCAAGGAGCUCUUCCUGUGCCCCUACUCCGCCGCCUUCAUCAUGA
Eriocheir sinensis (Chinese mitten crab) is the source of this 663-nucleotide messenger RNA. RefSeq lists its product as uncharacterized. NCBI's taxonomy places the organism in Eukaryota, Metazoa, Arthropoda, Malacostraca, Decapoda, Varunidae. The coding region runs from base 28 to 663 and encodes 211 amino acids. The record is from RefSeq and is a predicted model, not a curated record. The transcript has 5 exons.